CCCAGUUGAUCUCCAGGAGCUGGAGGAGAAAGAGAAAACGGAGAGUUUGGAUUUGAGACAGAUUCAGACACCGUCAGAGCCACAUAGAGAGGAAGCAGCAGUCGUCCAGGCAGCAGAGGCGAGAUGAUGCGCCCGGGAGCGAAGCAGUAUGUGGUGGUCAGGCCGGUGUACUCGGAGGAGUCCUUCGCAGAGGAGCACGCGAAGGUCUACAGGCACCACAAGACCAUGCUGGAUCACGUCAAGCAGUACUUCACAUGUGAUGCCAAACGAGCCAAGAAUGCCGCUCUCUCUCUUCUGCCAAUCAUCAGCUGGAUAAAAACCUACCAAAUCAAGGAGUGGCUGGUCAAUGACAUUGUGUCUGGUGUCAGCACCGGACUGGUAGCUGUCCUGCAAGGUCUGGCCUACUGUCUGCUCGCCUCUCUGCCACCCUGGUACGGACUCUUCUCCGCCUUCUUCCCUGUUAUCAUUUACUUCUUCCUGGGCACGUCCAGACACAUCUCAGUCGGCCCAUUCCCGGUCCUGUGUCUGAUGAUCGGCUCGGUGGUCACCAGGCUGGUCCCGGACGACGGUGUGGCUGCCAACAUCACAGGCUUUGAGGACCUGAGCAGAGACGAACAGAGAGUGUUGGUGGCUUCUUCUGUGACCUUCCUCGUCGGCCUCAUGCAGUUGGCAAUGGGUGUCCUACAGGUGGGCUUUGUUGUGAUGUACCUGUCUGACACUCUGGUGUCUGGCUUCACCACAGCAGCCGCCAUCCACAUCCUGGUGUCCCAGCUCAAGUUUGUGUUGGGGCAGCAGGUCCCAGGCAUCAGUGGACCUCUUGCUGUCAUAUAUACCCUGGAGAUCAUCUUCAACCAGAUAACCUCCACCAAUGUGUGUGACGUGGUGAUCUCCUUGGUGAUCAUGGUGGUGGUGUUCAUUGUGAAGGAGUUAAAUGACAGAUUCAAAUCCAAGCUGCCAGUGCCCAUCCCCAUCGAGGUUAUCAUGACUGUCAUUGCAUGUGGAGUUUCGUACGCUUUUGACUUCAGGACAAGAUACGGCAUUGAUGUCGUUGGCUAUAUUCCCAAAGGGUACGAGCCUCCGGUUGCCCCAAACCUGCACAUCUUCCAGGAAACGGCAGUGGAUGCAUUUCCCAUGGCCAUAGUGGGUUUUGCUGUCGCCUUCUCCGUGGCGAAAGUCUAUUCUGUAAAACACGAUUACACCAUAGACGGAAACCAGGAGCUGAUAGCUUUUGGAGUCAGCAACAUCUUUGGAGCUUCCUUCAAGUCCUUCGCUGCGAGUACAGCUCUUUCCAGGAGCGCAGUGCAGGAGAGCACAGGUGGCAAGACCCAGGUAGCUGGUUUACUGUCAGCUAUCAUAGUGAUGAUCAUCACAAUGGCCAUUGGAUUUCUCCUGGAUCCUCUCCCGAAGUCUGUGUUGGGUGCUGUGGUUAUCGUCAACCUGAAGGGCAUGCUGAUGCAAUUUAGAGACAUCCCAUACCUGUGGAGGAGGGACAAACCAGACUGUGUGGUGUGGUUAGCUACCUGUAUUGCAUCCAUCUUGCUGGGGCUGGAUCUUGGAUUGGCCGUGGGUCUCGGUGUGGAGCUGCUCAGUGUCGUCCUCAGAGCUCAGUUCCCCCGGUGCAGUGUGCUGGCCAACAUUAAAGGAACUGAUAUCUACAAAGACAAAAAGGACUAUAUUGAUAUAUAUGAACCAGAGGGAGUGAAGACGUUCAGGAUACCAUCACCAAUCUUCUUUGCCAACAUUGAGUUCUUCAGGAGCAAACUGGUGGAGGCUCUUGGCUUUAACCCGCUGAGAGUGUUGAGAAAGAGGAAUAAAGCACUGAGGAAGAUCCGGAAACUGAUGAAGAAGGGAUACCUGCAGUGGACAUCAACAGGCUUCCUGAGUACGUCGCAUGGAUCAAUGAAUGAGUCAGAGGAUGAGAGCAACAUGGAGGAGCUCGACCUGCCGACUGACUUCAAGGGCCUUCCCGCCCGGAUCGACUGGAACGCCGAGCUUCCCGCCAACAUCAUUGUCCCCAGAGUGGACAUCCAUAGCUUGAUCCUGGACUUUGCUGCGGUCUCCUUCGUGGACAUCUCUGGUCUGAAGGGACUCAAAACGGCGUUGAAAGAGCUGGUCCGGGUUGAGGUUGAGGUCUACAUCGUGGCUUGUGAUCCUUACAUCCUGGAGAAACUGCACGACUGCGGCUUCUUUGACGAUGAAGUUCAGCCGUCAAUGUUCUUCCUGACCCUGCAUGACGCCAUGCUGCACAUUCUGGAGAAACAUCCUCAGCCUACAGAGAAGAAAUCUGACUUGGACAGGAUUACAACAACAGUCACAGUUCACCACCCUGGACGCCAUGUGAGGAGCAGAGAUAGAAAUGCUCCAGAUCCAGAAACCAAGUUCUAACUUGUCCAUGAGGAGAUGGGGAUUUCUGGGAGAAAACCCGAAAAAGACCAAAGAAAGAACAUGUAAAUGUUUUACCAAUCAUGCUGUACAAUACACUGAUGGAAUGAAUCACGAGAUACUGUUUCUGACAAUCUAAGUUUACAAAUACAGAAUUUACUGUAAUGUAAGAAAACAAAUUUCAUGCUAUUUUUUGUUUUUUAUGCUGUUUAUAGUGAAUUUGUAGAAAUUUUAGGUGCAAUAUAUUUUACAUGUUGUAAAGUUAUUAUUAUUGUCAAUUCACUU
Molecule: messenger RNA, 2667 nt
Organism: Chelmon rostratus (copperband butterflyfish)
Lineage: Eukaryota; Metazoa; Chordata; Actinopteri; Chaetodontiformes; Chaetodontidae
Product: chloride anion exchanger-like
Exons: 20
Coding region: 124-2385 (753 amino acids)
Biological process (GO): transmembrane transport
Cellular component (GO): membrane
Molecular function (GO): oxalate transmembrane transporter activity; chloride transmembrane transporter activity; sulfate transmembrane transporter activity
Source: RefSeq, a predicted model, not a curated record